This is a messenger RNA of Panicum virgatum (switchgrass), 1271 nucleotides long. RefSeq lists its product as uncharacterized. Lineage: Eukaryota; Viridiplantae; Streptophyta; Magnoliopsida; Poales; Poaceae. The transcript has 4 exons. Bases 399 to 935 code for a protein of 178 amino acids. The record is from RefSeq and is a predicted model, not a curated record.
CCUCUCCCUUCUCCUGUUGUUCCCUAUGGUGGCGGCGGCUUCUUCCCCACUUCCUUCCAAAUCCUCCUCUCUCCCUUCCUUCCUCAGAUCUGCACGGGGCGAGCUCCACCGGCCGGACGAGGGCCGGGCUAGCUGGAGCUCCGGCGAGCGGCACCCUCCUUUAUCCCUUUCCCCCGUCAAGCUCGCUCCUCUCUCCCUCCUGUCCCUCCUCAGAUCCACUCCUCUCACUCUCCACAAACACCGCCCACUCAGAUCCUCUGUGGCCCCGCCGCCGUCCGUCGCCACCCUAUCCUCCUGUUAGUGCGCCUCCACGCCGACAAGCCCCCUAGCCUCGCCAUCUCCUCACCUCACCCGCCCUCCCCCUCGCCAUCCCUUCCCCGGCGCCCAGCCAUGGGGGCAUGGCUGGAGCAAGAUCCAGCCAUGGCGGGCCCAGGUCCGGCCGCCUCCUCGGCUUCGUGCUGCAAGGCGGUGCUGCAAGAAGCUGGCCUCUCGGCCACUCGAGCCAGGCCGGCACGCGCGACGGUCGCCCACGCCCCGAGCCACGCGACCGCCUGCUUGUGAGCGCAUGGGCCUGCUCGCCCCUUCCACGCAAGCCUGGGGCCUGCUCGUCCGCCCGGGUGCCGUCCAGGCCAUGCGAGCCUGGUGCCGCGCACCUGCUCACCUUCAUCGACGCGCAGUCCCGACUGCCCCUUCUUUGCUUUCUUGUUGUCUCACCUCCUCUCUGCUAUCGCUUUCAUGUCAUCUACCCUCCACUCUCUUCAUCUCCUGUAUUUCUUCUUUGCAGUGGUGGUUUCUCUGCUCCCCUGGUGCGCACAGUACACGACUGGGAUCUAUGGUCUUUGCUUGGUCAGAGAAUUGCAGAUCUUUUUCCCCUCUUUCCCUGUCUGAUAUGUCGCCCAGUUGGAUUCAUUUGUGCUGCUGUGGUAAAGAAAUGAAGAAAAACCUUUCCUUCAAUCCCUGAUGGAGAUCGUUCAAGGCACCUAUGGUGAUUGCGUCUACUGUGUAGGGUCAGAUGGCUUGUUCUAAGUCAGAUAUGAGCAUGUUUAAGCUACAGGGUAAGGUGGUCUUUGAGAUUGCAUGCUGUUGCUGCUAGUUUCGUAGUGGACUGGUUGAAAAUUGCCAUGGUGCAAUUAUUGUAAGAUCUUGUGCUAGAUUAAAAGUUAAGACUAUGGUUUCAUGCUGAAUGAAAACUUAUUUUCUUGUAUGUAUAUGCUUAGAUGGAUCAAAACUUAUUUCAUGUAAUGAAUGAAAUAUUUAAUCUGUUGUGUUUA